GGCUCCUUCUGAGUCUGUGUAGGGAGUAAAGCAGAUUGAUUUGGAUUAGUUUCAUUUUAUUUUUGAUCGUUUGUAUGAAUAUUUUUACACCGCAUUUUCCAUUUUUAGGGAUCGUGUUAUCCAGCCGUACAGUAGGUGGCGACAUGCAUAUCUACCAAUUGUUAUAAAUGCCAUUAUACCAGAGAAGAAGAAUCUCUCCAAAGAAUACGCAGUUAAUUAGGUUUACGCUGCUUGGCUCAUUCACUACAUGGGCUUGCAAUACAAUAAUAUCAAAUAUUAGCACUGUAUAUUUUGCCGUCGUGCAUAGCUGUCUUGUGUCUGUCCUCAGAAAAUGCACCUCUCUAUCCUACUGAGUGCCGUUCUCAGCAUCCCUGUCUCUUUGGGCUGGAAUGAAGACUUCCAGAUAGUGUGUUCUGGACAAGAGUUCCGCCUGCCGGUCUACUCAGGGUCAAGGAUUGUGACCUUUACCCCCAGCUACCCUCCAGGACCAAGAAGAGUGCUACUGGAGAAUAACAAUUUGAAGGACUCGCGGUUUAAGUGGACCAAAGAUAGAACAUUGCUGUUGAAGGACGUCACACACAGUGACCAGGGACUCUACUCUAUCAAGCUGUCCUCUGGAUUCACAGAUGAGACCGUUCGCCUCACUGUUUCAGAAUGUAUAAAAACUUUCCGACGGGGCUAUGGGGAGACUUUUCAGCACAACAUCCCUAAAGAUGGCUCCCUGCUGGAGUUUUCACCCCGGGGCUCCCGCCCUGAUUCCCAGCCUGUGGUACUGUGGAACCGGACAGACCUCGAGACCAGUGAGGCGGGCCGGGGGAGGCUGGGGUCGGACGGGAGGGUCUGGGUUGCAGAGAGGGUGACCCAGGCAGACCAGGGAAACUACACCAUCAGAGACGAGAAUGGGAAAGUAAUCUCCCGGAGCCAACUCACUGUCAAUGGGCACACCUUCAAUGUCACCCGCUUCUUCAAGGAGUCGCUAAACCUUCCCCUGUUUCUCCCUGUCCCUCAUGUCCACCUCAUUUUUACCCCCUCCCUGCACCCGUCCAACCCCUCCAAUGUUCCCCUUGACUCCCGGUACUCCCGCCCCGUGCAGCUGAUCAGGGACGGGCAUAUCGUGGAUCAGGACUCCCGGUACUGGGGCCUCAUCUCUCUGGGGAGAAAUAGGACUGUCAACGAGGUGGUCAUCACCAGGCUGAGUGCAAAGCAUGAUGGGAUGUAUGAGAUUCGAGAUCAGGAUGGCAACCUGGUGUCGUCUACCGUUGUCCAUGUGGUCGAUAAGACUGCUAGAUGGAGAGCGGUCCUCAAGUCCAUCAGCGUCCCUUCUGGCAUGUUUGUGACUUUGGCUGGUUUCAUCCUGUUUAUGAAGCGCUACCCUAACUGCAGCCUCACUAUGAUCAUCAAUGGCCUAAGAGGUCACCACACACCCGCAGCUAACCCGCCAAGAGUCAAUGUCCAGGACUACAGUCCGCCCAGCCCCCAGCCCUAUGGUUUUUACGGUCAUUCACAGCAGAUUGGAACGCCAAAAAUAUGGAGCCCCAGACCUACACAUUCUGGAUACACUCCUGUUGGGGACAGCGCACCACUUGUAGUGGACAGUGCACCACAGCCCUCCCCUGAGCCAGUGAGGACUGGGAGACAACAGGAGACAGACCGACUUAGAGUUGAGACUGCCACUACUCACACUCCCAGUAGAGAGGAGACUGCUGGCAGUGAGAGGGUGAUCUCCUUUUCUGUCGCUGGCGCCUCCGACUGCCUCCACUCAUCUGAAGACUGUUUUCAGUUCCGGAUCAAGAAAGAGGGAGUCGAGGAGAGAUGGAGGAAAGCAGAAGACUACUUCUCCACACUUCCACUGGACACGGAUACCUCGGAGACUUGCAGCGUCUACACUUCUGACAAACUCAACUUCUUAUAAAAGCACAGAGAAGAAGAGUGAACGCAGGUAAAGAAAGGGAGCAGAGAAAAUAGUGGAGGGAGAUAUGAUCAUAUAUAUAUAUUACUGUUCAUGGCUGAAUUUUGUCACUAUAGUGCCUAAUACUCAAUACUCAAAAAGUGCCUUCCUGUUUGAGUAUUGAGUAUUACUUCAUAUAAUGUAUGUAUGAUCAUUUCAUUAUCAUUCUUUUUAAGCAUGAGAUGAGAAAUAUCCUGCAUUUGGAAUAUCAUUAAUUUGUACGACUGGACAGUUAAUGUUCCUAGAACUCAACCCGACAAUUACUUUGCUGCUACCUACCUCGAACCCUCAGGACGACACAUUUUAACCAUAGAUGUCUGUAUAUUUACUGUAAUGUGUGUAAUUAUAUUGUUACAUUAGGAUGGUAGGCAAGGUUAAAGAAGAGAUGAGGAAUUGGAAGAUUUUGUAGUAGAUUAGUGAAUGGCCUCUCAAUCUAAAAGCAUAGCUAACUGCAUGUGUUACCUACUAUUAAUCCAAUGAAUGAACACAAUAAUAACCAAUUUAUCUUUUUUAGAUAACAUAUCGUUAAAUAAGAAAAUUUGAGUGAUUUCUAUAAAAUGGCAUCCAUAUGAGUAUAUGACUUAUUUUCACCAGGUAUUUACAUUGUAUGUAUUCUUUAUUGGCAUCAAUCUGAAAGUGUGUCAAUAUAUGAUUUGACAUCAUUUUCACAUCAUACUUUCCCAAUGUUUUCUUGUAUAUUAUUAACGUAUCAUUGGUAUGUGAGUCAAAUAAUGUUAUGUUGAUGAAGAAAAUAAAACUAGUUUAAUGAC
Salvelinus fontinalis (brook trout) is the source of this 2718-nucleotide messenger RNA. RefSeq lists its product as uncharacterized. NCBI's taxonomy places the organism in Eukaryota, Metazoa, Chordata, Actinopteri, Salmoniformes, Salmonidae. Bases 332 to 1912 code for a protein of 526 amino acids. The record is from RefSeq and is a predicted model, not a curated record. The transcript is spliced from 10 exons.